This is a messenger RNA of Eremothecium cymbalariae DBVPG#7215, 1935 nucleotides long. RefSeq names its product DNA-directed RNA polymerase III subunit C82 (gene RPC82). Gene Ontology annotation, molecular function: single-stranded DNA binding. Gene Ontology annotation, biological process: DNA-templated transcription. Gene Ontology annotation, cellular component: RNA polymerase III complex. The coding region runs from base 1 to 1935 and encodes 644 amino acids. The transcript has a single exon. The record is from RefSeq and is a predicted model, not a curated record. NCBI's taxonomy places the organism in Eukaryota, Fungi, Ascomycota, Saccharomycetes, Saccharomycetales, Saccharomycetaceae.
AUGAGUGGGUUACCAGUUAGUGAAGCAGGUGGAGGGGAAGUGGCAACUUCUUCGGGGCCCAUAGGUAGCAGUGACGUACAAGUGUCGUCGACCUUUGAGACGAGGACGCUAAAUCCAGAGAAUUUUCUGUAUACGGAGGUUGCAAGAUCACAUCUUGGAGAGCGAGCUGCUACGCUCACAGGGAUGCUUUUAAACAAGGGGCGGAUGUCAGCGCAAGAGCUUUCGCAUGCAAUUCCCAAAUUGUCCACGAAGAGCAUCAAGACGAUUCUUGUUAGUCUGAUCCAGCUGCGGUGUGUGCAAUAUGUGGAGGAGACAGCAAUUUCCGGGCGGAAGACAACAUACUAUUAUUUCUGUGAAGAGGGGUUUCAGCUGAUGUUGUAUGCUGGUGACAUUGUAGAGACUGUGAGUUCUUAUUUUGCAGGAGAGCAUGACCGGGACAUUACUGCACAGAUUGUGCAGAAUGUUUUGGCCCUCGGUUCACUAACUACGAAGGACUACAAGCAAUCAAUAGUGUUUGGUAGCACGUCGGCUAGCGAAGUACAGGGGUUGUUUCUAAAGUUGGUUGAAUCUGGGUUUUUGGUUCCCCUUUCUUCAGUGCAUUACACACCAAUUGUGGAUUUGUGGUCUCUUCUAUACAAGAAGGAGUAUAACGCAAUUCCAAAAACCUCGAUUUUAUCUGAUGCUAAGAAGCGGGCUGACGCUAAAGUCAAGGCUAAACAGGAGUUCAAUAGGCUGGUGAAGACCGUUGACCUUACCGGAGUCAUCACGACUGAUAUGCGGACAUCGAUGAGACAGAUUAAGGAUAGCGUUCCAUUGACCUUUAACUUGGGUAGGUACAUGAAAUAUAGGAGGUCUAGACAACUUCUUCAUCUUUCAAAAUCCAGGCUCGGAAAGUAUCCAUCAUUGGUCUAUCGAACUGCAUUGAAGCUUACGGAGCAGAGUGCACCGCCACUAAUAGAUCCACUAUGUAAGACUGGAUUGUUGCAGGAGCUUGAUGAGAAAGAAUCUAUUUUUGAAGACAUGGUUUUAGACGAGGAUAGGCUGCCCGGUGUUACAUUCAGCGCUAUUGAUAUUGCGAAACACUUGCCUACUGAUGUCGACCUGAGAGGUACACUUAUAUCUAGACAGAAGUCCAAAAAGCGUGCAAAUAAACAAGCUCAGAGCCAAAAGAGAAUCAAGACGGAAAACGGUUUUGUUCCUCCGAGCCCUCUUCCAACAGUUCUGGAGGAGGAACAAGACGAUGAAGAUGCAUUGGCUGAUGCCAAUGAUAGCGAUAUGGAUAUGGAUAUAGAGGAUUCUCAUUCCGAUCCCAAGUCCCUUUCAUUAAUCACAGGCCAUUUAAAGCUACUAUCUAAUUGUUCUAUUCCGUUCCUGAUUGAGUCUAAGCCGGGUUUAUAUUUCGUUCCAUAUACGAAAAUCAUUCCAAUGUUGAAAAAUGCUGUAUAUGACACUAUUAUUGCAUCGACUCUCGGGCCAUCCGCACAUAGAAUACUACGCUGUAUUCGUGACAACAGCUUAGUAUCUGAAAAGGUUAUUAACAAUGCAGCACUCAUGAAAGAAAAGGAUAUUAGAUCAGUAAUAGCCACAUUGGUUAAAUACAAUGCUAUUGAAAUCCAAGAAGUCCCACGAACUACCGAUAGAGCUGCUUCUAGAGCGGUGUUUUUAUUUAAGAGUAACGAGCAGCAUGCUUAUGAUUUCAUGAAGCAAAAUUUGGCAUGGAAUAUCGCUAAUUCCAUUCAUAAAACGGAGAUGCUGAAGGAAUGUAAUACAACUUUAUUGACCAAGGCACAAAGGGAUGAUGUUAAAGGUAGAGAAGUUGAGUUGUUGCUCCCCAGUGAACUGAACCAACUGAAAAUGGUCAAUGAGCGAGAACUAAAUGGUCAUGCACGGAGGACUAGAUUACUGACAUUAUGGGAAGUAUUUAAAUUGUUUUAG